Molecule: messenger RNA, 342 nt
Organism: Rotaria sp. Silwood2
Lineage: Eukaryota; Metazoa; Rotifera; Eurotatoria; Philodinida; Philodinidae
Source: the annotation of a GenBank genome assembly
AUGCAAGAACAUUUGCAGAAAAGCUUAGAAAUUAGUCAAUUAAAACAUGAUAUUGAAUCAAAUUUUACUUUGGUUGAACAAGCAAUUUUAGAAUUUCCAGUAAAAAAUCGAGAAAGAACAAGUUCAUCAACAGUAAAUAAUAGUACACAACAUGAAACUACAGACAAAUCUACAAAAGUUACUGAAGAACAAAAUAAAUAUGCUGUUGAAAUCUGUAAACGAAUUCGUGAUAAAUUUGAUGGGUCCGAUCCUGAUCCAUUAACUCAAAGUUCUAUUAGUGAACAAGUUCGCUAUACCAUUCGUGAAGCAACACUUUAUGAAGGAUGGACAUCAUGGGUAUGA